AUUCAAAAUGAGCUCGGACAAUGAAAUUGAAGACCUGAAGCGAGCAUUUAUUUUUGCUUUACGAAAAAAAUUUCCACGUGAUUCCUCUUCCUCCAUAGCAAUUGCGACAGUGAAUUUGAUCAGAAAAAUCAUUUUCCGCGAAAAUCCAAAGACAAUGAACGAUUUGCAAGUUUCGUUGGCAAAUCACUGCAAAAAGCUUCACGGAGCCGAGCGAUCGGAGCUCAUUAUUAUUAAUAUCGGCUUAAUGAUCACGAAAUUGGCUCGAGACGAAGUUCUUCAGAAGAAAGGCGGCGGAGAGCCGGAGCCACUGUAUACGCUGUGGAGAGAUGACGAUGAGACGAUUAAAAAGCUGAAAACAGCUGAUAUGAAGAAGAUUAAAAAAGAUCUUCAGGCUUCCAUUAAGGAGCUAGUAACGGAAAUCGAAUCAUCUCGUGAAUGUAUUGCAUCUCAAUCAACGGAACUUUUAUUCAAUAAUGAUGUUGUACUAGUUCAUUCACUUCGUUCAUCUCAAACAAUGCACAAUUUCCUAUCACAUGCCGUCAAAUCAGGCCGAAAACAUCGUGUAAUUGAUGUAGUUGAUGAAGAAGAACAUAUUGAAUCAACUCCUGACUUUGCAACUGCAAUUGAGCUCUAUGAAGUCGCCUCGAAGAUGCCUGAAGCCUCGAAAGUUGUUCUAGUCGCUGCUGCUUAUUUCCCUGAUGGAUCAUGUCUUGUACCUGCUGGUGGACAUCAAAUUGCACUUCUUGCCAAGAGGCAUUGUGUUCCAGUCUACGUGCUCGCUCCAUUCUACAAACUGUGUCCAUUCUUCAUGACAAAUCCGGAUUCCCUGCACACAUUCCGCUCGAAUUCCCUUCCAUUCGAUCUAUCAGCCAAAUCAGCAGGCCUUGUAGACUGUCUUCAUCCGGCAUUUGAUUGUCUUCAAUCUGAUUUGGUUACCCUUUUUGUCUCGAAUACUUCAUGCGUUAUUCCGUCUCAUGUGAAUCGUCUCAAGGAAGAUUAUUAUCAUUCACAGGAUAUUGCUGAUUAUUAAUUUUAUAUCGUUUUCUUCUAGCCUCAUAACUUGUACCCCCCGUUUUUCUCCAUUUUUUCUGGGUCUUUUUUCGUCAAAUUAUUGUUUCUUUUUGUUUGUUUUGCGCCUCUCAAUUUUCAGUAAAUUAUUUUAUAAUU
Messenger RNA from Caenorhabditis elegans, 1167 nucleotides. It is a transcript of the gene eif-2Bbeta, whose product is annotated as Translation initiation factor eIF2B subunit beta. Lineage: Eukaryota; Metazoa; Nematoda; Chromadorea; Rhabditida; Rhabditidae. The transcript is spliced from 4 exons. Bases 8 to 1030 code for a protein of 340 amino acids. The record is from RefSeq and is marked reviewed.